This is a messenger RNA of Macrosiphum euphorbiae (potato aphid), 456 nucleotides long. The record is from the annotation of a GenBank genome assembly. NCBI's taxonomy places the organism in Eukaryota, Metazoa, Arthropoda, Insecta, Hemiptera, Aphididae.
AUGUCUCAUCGUGACUGGGAUCAAUCAUGCAAAGUGUACAUUGGUAAUUUGGGCCAAAAUGGUACUAAACAUGAAAUUGAAGCAUCAUUCACAAAGUAUGGUCCAUUGAAAAAUACUUGGAUUGCUAGAAAUCCACCUGGCUUUGCUUUCGUUGAAUUUGAAGAUCCUAGGGAUGCUGAAGAUGCAGUCAGGGGACUUGACGGAACCCGCAUCUGUGGAGUACGUGUGCGUGUUGAAAUGUCUAGCAAUAGACCUCGUGGUGGACGCGAUGGUCGUGGUGGUGGUGGAGGGGGCGAUCGCAGAGGUGGCGGCGGCGGAGGAGGUGGUGGAUACAACAGAGGUCCUCCACGUUACAAUGAUAGAUCACGAUCACGAUCUCCCAAACGUCGUGCACCGCCUUCACGGUCACGUUCAAGGAGCUACUCACCAAGACAACGUCGUACGUCACAUUCCUAA